ACUUUGCAUAAAAAUAGGAGGAGGACACGCGAGCGGAAAAACCCACCGUCCACCGCACCCCGGUUCCUCCGCUCAUCUCUCUCUAGGGUUUCUUGGUUGGUACCCCUCGAAUCAUCGUCGGCUUGCGUAACCGAUAGCAGGAUCUCCGACGCGGUCAUUCCUCAGGCCCGAUUUCGAGGCGUUUGGUCGCAGGUUUUUCAAUGGACGAGUCUGCAAAGAUGGAGAGCCAUUUGUCAUCAGCUGCGGCUUUUGUGGAAGGAGGCAUCCAGGAUGCUUGUGAUGAUGCUUGCAGCAUAUGUCUCGAGGCCUUUUGCGAAAGUGACCCAUCCACGGUUACCAAUUGCAAGCACGAGUUCCAUCUGCAGUGUAUUCUUGAAUGGUGUCAGAGAAGCUCUCAGUGUCCUAUGUGUUGGCAGACUAUUGGUUUGAAAGAUCUAGCCAGCCAAGAGCUACUAGAGGCUGUAGAGCGUGAAAGGAGCAUAAGACUUAACCACGUACACGCUGCUGCUAUUUUUCAUCAUCCAGCAAUUGGUGAUUUUGAGUUGCAACAUUUUUCAGCGGGAGAAAAUGAUGCUGAACUUGAAGAGCGUAUUAUCCAGCACUUAGCUGCUGCCGCUACCAGGGGAAGAGCACAUCAUAUCGCCAGAAGAGGACGGGUUAGAUCAGGAUCUCAAGGCAGUCCACAGUAUUUGGUUGUCUCUACUAAUCAGAAUUCACCAUCAGUAGGCUCCGUAUCUGCUUCCUCUACCGUAGUAGGGGAAAAUGAAUCACCUGCAGUGGUUGCUGUUAAUCCGUCACUUUCAGCUGCUAGUCCAGGAGGGGAAUCCACUGAAGUUACUAAUGGUUUCCCGGCUCAAGUUAAUAAUACAAGCUGGCCUAGUUCAAGUCCCAGGACUCCUACUGGUCUUUCUUCUCCUGGUAAUCAAGACAGACCAGGGCCAUCUGAGUUGCAAUCUCGUUCAGAAACUUUGAGAUCUCGCUGGAAUACUGUCUCAAUGAGGUACAAGGAAUCUAUAGCUAGGAAUACUCGAGGUUGGAGGGAGCGGCUAUUUUCACGUAAUAGUUCUGUGGCAGAUAUUGGUUCUGAAAUCCGGAGAGAAGUCAAUAUUGGAAUUGCAACUGUGUCGCGUAUGGUGGAACGCUUGGAUACAAGAGAACGUAGAACUUGGAGCUCAACCGCUUCAGCUGGUGCUGAGGCCAAUGCGGUCGUGGAGCCAAAAAACGACGGUGUCAGUGGCAGUCAAGCUAGCACUUGUGUGAAUAGUAGCACUUCGUCGACUUCCUGUUCUGCAACUUCUGGUUCCCAUUGACUUAUGUGGAUUAACUCUAUUUCUAUCUACGAGCUUGCUCGAUUAUUUAAGACUGAUGGUAUGCACAUUUAUGCUCUUCAUGCUUUAAUUACUAUUUUUACAAAAAAAAAUUAAACAAAGAUGAUGAGGCUUUUAUA
Molecule: messenger RNA, 1447 nt
Organism: Zingiber officinale
Lineage: Eukaryota; Viridiplantae; Streptophyta; Magnoliopsida; Zingiberales; Zingiberaceae
Product: E3 ubiquitin-protein ligase RHF2A-like
Exons: 8
Coding region: 201-1310 (369 amino acids)
Molecular function (GO): ubiquitin-protein transferase activity
Source: RefSeq, a predicted model, not a curated record